AUGGCAUCUUCCAUAGUUGGGCCCACCAUUGGUCCGAGCCCAGCCGUUGAACUAGCUCCUGCGGCCGCCGGCUGUGUCAGUCGCGUGGCAGAUGGGCCGGCUGGGGUCCCCGAAGGGUGGCCCAAGUUUCUCGACGAGCCUAUGGCUUGGGUUGGUCCUCAAUUCACGGAUGAAUCGGAAUACAUCCACACUCUGAGCGAAUCCGACCUACAGGAAGCUGAGAAUGCUUUGCUGGUCUUCAAAGCCUUGGGACUUGAUGGGGAUUGUGUCUCCCGAGACAACUUCCCUCUUCCCACUCUGGGACCAAGACUCGAUCGUAUCCGCCAAGACGUGUACCGAGGCAAGGGCUUUGGUGUCAUCCGUGGCCUUGAUCCUCAAAAGUACUCAGUCGAGGACUUGACUGUGCUGUAUCUUGGCAUUCAGUCUUACAUUGCCAAUCGUCAUGGGCGUCAAGAUCGAAAAGGCAAUAUGCUAGUUCAUAUUGUCGCCGACAACUCAUCCAAGCUCAAGGCUGGUCACCAUCGACACUCCACCUCCCCCAUCACUUUCCACAACGAGGAAGCUGGUGACAUAGUCAGUUGGCUCACACGUAGCACUGCUGUCUCCGGAGGCAAAUGCAUCAUCGCGUCAGCCUACACUGUCUACAAUGUUCUUGCUACCAGCCGUCCGGACAUGGUCCGCACUCUUUCUCGCUCUGACUGGCCAUUCGCCCUACCCCGUUUCCAGUGCCGACCAGUCCUCUUUCAUCACGAGGGGAAAGUGUUGAUCAACUUUGGGCGUGUAGCUCUUACGGGGAAUGCGAUUCACCCACGCCCUACCAAUCUUCCUGCCGUUACGCCACGCCAGAUGGAGGCAUUGGACUCCAUUGAAAACAUUGCCAAGGCGACUCAGCUGGAGAUUAGCACACGUGCAGGUGACAUGCAUUUCAUCAACAACCUCACAAUCUUGCAUCGCCGAGAAGGCUUCGUCAACGGUGAGGCUGCCCGAGAACGUCGACACUUGGUUCGCAUGAGACUCCGCGACGACGAGCUGGGAUGGAAGCUCCCUGCAGACCUGACACAGGAGUGGUCAGCUGCUUUCAACAAGGAAGCACCCAAGAUCUGGCACAUUGAGCCCAUGCCAGACGGCUUCUUCCCCCUCAGGUCUCAGGCCAACUAA
This is a messenger RNA of Fusarium mangiferae, 1158 nucleotides long. RefSeq lists its product as uncharacterized. The transcript is spliced from 5 exons. NCBI's taxonomy places the organism in Eukaryota, Fungi, Ascomycota, Sordariomycetes, Hypocreales, Nectriaceae. Gene Ontology annotation, molecular function: oxidoreductase activity. Bases 1 to 1158 code for a protein of 385 amino acids. The record is from RefSeq and is a predicted model, not a curated record.